Messenger RNA from Onychostruthus taczanowskii (white-rumped snowfinch), 1881 nucleotides. RefSeq names its product cell division cycle 34, ubiqiutin conjugating enzyme (gene CDC34). Gene Ontology annotation, biological process: ubiquitin-dependent protein catabolic process; protein polyubiquitination. The transcript has 5 exons. The record is from RefSeq and is a predicted model, not a curated record. The coding region runs from base 488 to 1195 and encodes 235 amino acids. Gene Ontology annotation, molecular function: ubiquitin conjugating enzyme activity. NCBI's taxonomy places the organism in Eukaryota, Metazoa, Chordata, Aves, Passeriformes, Passeridae.
CGGGCUCCGGGUGUUGUGUUGGGCGGAUGUUCUGCUCCCUGCAGGCAGGACGCGGUGCUGGUCCGGGUGAGGCUGCGGGUGGCGGCUCCUUGACGCAGGCACAGCUGACGGGAUGUGACACACCGGGAACUGCCGGGGAUGCCGGAGGCAUCGCUGGGCUGAGCAUCCUCUGCUCUUCCAGGUGAAUUGUCACACAGGUGUGCCACCCGCAGGCUGACCAGGGCCGGGAUUCCUUGUGCUGGGGAGCCCCGGGGCGCCCGCCCAUCGCUGGAUUCGCUCCGUGCGACCGGAGGCACCGGCGGAGCCGCCCCGCCCAUCACCCGCCCCGCGCUCUGAUUGGCCAGCGGCGCCCGUAGGGGCGGUGCCCGCAUUAGCCACGCCCCUCACGGGACGCCAGCCCCCGCCGCGCCCCGCGUGGCCCCGGUCCCGCCGCCCCCCCGCGCCCCGGAGCGGCCGCUGCGCCCCCCGAGAGCCCCGGCAGGCCGGCAUGGCGCGGCCCCCCGUGCCCAGCUCGCAGAAGGCGCUGCUGCUGGAGCUGAAGGGGCUGCAGGAGGAGCCCGUGGAGGGGUUCCGGGUCAGGCUGGUGGACGAAGGGGACCUGUACACCUGGGACGUGGCCAUCUUCGGCCCCCCGGACACGCACUACGAGGGCGGCUACUUCAAGGCUCGUCUCCGCUUUCCCAUCGACUACCCCUACUCUCCUCCUGCCUUCAGGUUCCUAACCAAGAUGUGGCACCCCAAUAUCUAUGAGACAGGUGAUGUCUGCAUCUCCAUCCUGCACCCGCCCGUGGAUGACCCGCAGAGCGGGGAGCUGCCAUCGGAGCGCUGGAACCCCACCCAGAACGUGCGAACCAUUCUGCUGAGCGUGAUCUCACUGCUGAAUGAGCCCAACACGUUUUCCCCAGCCAACGUGGACGCCUCCGUGAUGUACCGCAAGUGGAAGGAGAGCAAAGGGAAGGACCGGGAGUACACAGACAUCAUCAGGAAGCAGGUGCUGGGCACCAAGGUGGACGCUGAGCGGGACGGAGUGAAGGUCCCCACCACGCUGGCUGAGUACUGUGUGAAGACCAAGACUCCAGCCCCAGAUGAGGGCUCAGACCUCUUUUAUGAUGACUAUUAUGAGGAUGAUGACAUGGAGGAGGAAGCAGAGAGCUGUUACGGUGAUGAGGAUGACUCCGGCAAUGAGGAAUCUUGAUGGCCCUCUGGCAUUGCAAAACUUACUAUAAACUACUGAAUUUUACCUCAACUAGAACAAACUGGUUUGAAUUUAGGAUCUGUCAGCCCUGAAAUUAACUCUCUACCUCGCAGGGAGACUGUUCUGCUGUUGCAAAGGAAAUCCCAUCGCUGUCUUUGUAGGAAAAGAUAAACCCCCUAUUUUAUAAACUUCCUGGGGGUGGGUGGAGAGGGGGAAGCUGUCUUGGGAUGUUCACAAAGCCACAGAAACUGAGGUGCUGGUGUCUCUGCCUGGCUGAGGAGUGACAACCAGGCCUGGUGUUGGCUGCCCCUCAUUUGGGUCGGUUCAGCUUCUCUUCAGCCCCACAGGGUAGGAGCAGUUUGGGGAGCUGGUGGGGGUGGUGAGUGGUUACUUUGGUGGGGGGGCAACAUGUGAGUGCUGUCUUGGCUUUCAGCAUCUUUUAGGGUUCAUCCUGCAGCCAUCUGGGCUGUCCCACAGGACCCUUUUGCCUUUCCUGCCCAUGAUGCUGGAGCUGUGUUCACAGGGAGAAGGACACCAGGGAGGACUUGCCCAGCAGCCACCAGCACUGGCAUGUGGGGAUAGUCUGUUUGUGGUUUUGAACUCGCUGGGAGGGAUGGGGUCAUGCUGAGUAUUUCUGCUUCUGUUUUCUUUUUUUGGACACUAUUUAAUAAAGUUCUUCCAGGGAA